AUGGCGUUGGAUUCCCGCUUCUACCACCAUCUCGGCCACGGCACUGGGCCUGGCUCUCUAAUCUCCUCGUCGUCGUGCGGUGCUUCCGCCAGCACAGGCAUUACCACUCCCUCCACCAUGUCGACCUCUGCCUCCGCCGCUGCUCUGCGUUCCUCAGCUUCGACUCCCUCCCUUCGCGCCAGAGAAGGCGUCGCUGUCUCCAAUAGACUCGCCGAUGGCGUUUCAAGUCCUUCCCCCGGUGGUAACGUUCGCGUCGUGGUUCGUGUGAGGAAGUUCUUACCUAGAGAAACCGACCGCAAUGCCGAAUGCUUGAUAUCGAUGGAUCCAAACACACAGAUGACCAAGCUGAGAGCGCCCGCAAUUCACCCCGAUGAUGAAGGAAAACCAAAGUCUCAGGCUCGCGGCAAGAUCCUGGAGGACAAGGCGUUUGUAUUCGACAACUCGUUCUGGUCCCACGAUGUUAAUGAUGACCACUACGCCCACCAGGAAGACGUCUACAAUUGUCUAGGUGAGGAGUUCCUGGACCACAACUUUGAGGGAUACCACACUUGCAUCUUCGCGUACGGACAGACUGGCUCUGGAAAGAGUUACACCAUGAUGGGUACGCCCGAACAGCCCGGCUUGAUUCCUCGGACUUGCGAGGACUUGUUUCAGCGCAUCGAGAAUGCCGAGUCGCCUGAUGUCAGUUACAACGUCCGUGUAUCUUAUUUUGAGGUCUACAACGAACACGUCCGUGAUCUGUUGGUCCCCCGAACAGAUCCUCCUCAUUAUCUCCGCAUUCGCGAGUCGCCCGCAGAGGGCCCGUAUGUCAAAGAUUUGACGGAGGUUACUGCCAGAAAUUUCACCGAGUUGAUGAAGUAUAUGCGGAAGGGCGAUGUGUCUCGCACUGUUGCGAGUACAAAAAUGAACGAUACCUCUUCCAGAUCGCACGCCGUCUUUACUAUUACUCUAAAACAGAUGCACCAUGAUCUUUCAACAGACGAAACGACCGAGCGUACAGCACGAAUUCGUCUGGUAGAUCUCGCCGGGUCCGAACGAGCCAAAUCCACCGAGGCCACGGGCCAACGACUCCGAGAGGGCUCUAAUAUCAACAAGUCGCUCACCACCCUGGGCCGGGUUAUUGCAGCCCUAGCCGAUCCCAAACACGGUCGCUCUGGGAAGCGCAAGGGGAAGGAUGUGGUCCCAUAUCGGGACUCAAUCCUGACGUGGCUGCUCAAGGAUAGUUUGGGGGGCAACUCGAAGACCGCCAUGAUUGCGUGCAUUUCCCCGUCGGACUAUGAGGAAACUCUUUCCACCCUGCGCUACGCAGACCAAGCCAAGCGCAUACGCACUCGUGCCAGGGUCAACCAGGAUCAUGUUUCUGCGGCGGAGCGUGACAAACAGAUCGCAGAAAUGGCGGAGACGAUUCGGGCCCUGCAGCUUAGCGUCAGUCUGGCUACUGCUAAUCGAAGAGAGACUGAGAUUCAGAAUGAACGACUCGAAGUCUAUCAGCAGAAGGUGGAGAAGAUGCAAAGGCUGAUGGAGGAGACAAAGAUGGUUAGCGAGUGCAAGAUUCGCCAACUGCAGACGGAAAACGAAGCGCUUCGCAACCAUCUGAAACUGGCAUUGGACAGUUUAAAGAAUCCAAUUCCUCCAGUCACCAUCGAGAAGCGCAGAAGCGGCUUGUUCUCCCUGGAAGAAGAAGACGGUAAUUCUACCGACGGGGAUAAAGAAAACCGCCCUGGAUCACCGAGUUCUGAUGUGGAACCGGAGCCCGACCUCAUCUGGGAAGAGGAUGAUACUAUACGGAUCGAGGCCAGUCAGAUCAAAGCACAGGAGAUGCAGGCGGACAUGGAAGACUUGCUGGUGGAUCUGGACGUCUUCAAACGCAAACUGGCUUCCGACCAUGACCGAUUCCGCUUCAUCCAGAAGCACGAGACUCGGAAGCGACGUCGCGCGCUAGAAGAGGUCCUAGCAAAUAAUCGCUAA
Molecule: messenger RNA, 1968 nt
Organism: Aspergillus clavatus NRRL 1
Lineage: Eukaryota; Fungi; Ascomycota; Eurotiomycetes; Eurotiales; Aspergillaceae
Product: kinesin-3 family protein uncB
Exons: 2
Coding region: 1-1968 (655 amino acids)
Biological process (GO): microtubule-based movement; mitotic spindle organization
Molecular function (GO): microtubule motor activity; ATP binding; microtubule binding
Source: RefSeq, a predicted model, not a curated record